GUUGUGACUUGUGACUUGUGUUUUGCGGAAAUGAGAUGGCAAGCUCAACAUUAGUCAUAAAUUUCACAAGGAACAGGUGAGAAGAACGAAUUCAGAUGAAAGGUUGGUGUUCAGAUGAGGAGGACUUGCCUGGUUGACCCUGUGUGUCACCCCCUGUUGCUAUGGCAACAUCCUACUUUCCCACAUUCCUCCUCCUCCUCUUUCUGUCCUCCUUGACCCUCUUCCUGCUGGCCCUCCUGCCCUCUGUUGUCCCAUCGGUUCCCUUUCAUUCCUCCUCUCCUCCCUCACCUUGGCCCUCACAUUCAUGUGGUCCAGGUCAGUCCUGGGCCGUCCGGGUCCAUACUGGCCCACAUCAUGAGGAAGAAGACAGUGAACAGAGCUCUGUGCUGUUGGACGCAAUAGCUGACAGGGUAGCACAGCAGGCUGGGCUGCAAAAUCAGGGCCAGAUUGGACAGCUGGAAGGCCACUACUUACUGUGUUCUAUACAGCCCAAUUCUGGGUCUGUGGGGGAUAUAUGGACAAAAAGUGUCCAGCCUGGGGACAUCCUGGCAGCCCACCCUCAUGUCCUGUGGUAUUCCCAGGAGAGGGUACUCAGCCGCUCGAAGAGAUCGAUGGCCUUCAACGAUCCCCAGUACCCCAAACAGUGGCACCUGCACAAUGACAUCAACAAGGGUAUGGAUAUAAACUUGACAGGGGUAUGGGAGCGCAACAUAACUGGCCGGGGAGUCACAGUAGUCGUGGUAGAUGACGGCCUGGAACAUACACACCAGGACAUUCAGCCCAAUUAUAGUCCAGAGGGUAGUUAUGACCUGAAUUCCAACGACCCAGACCCCAUGCCUCACCCUGACGUCCACAGCGACAAUCACCACGGGACUCGAUGCGCUGGGGAGAUCGCGGCUGUUCCCAACAACAGUUUCUGUGCCGUGGGGGUGGCCUACGGCAGCAAGGUGGCAGGUAUCAGAGUCCUGGACGGCCCUCUGACAGAUAGCCUGGAAGCCAUAGCCUUCAAUAAGCAUUACCAGGUCAAUGACAUCUACAGCUGCAGCUGGGGUCCAGAUGAUGAUGGACACACUGUGGAUGGACCUCAUCCCCUGGGCAAGGCGGCGCUGCAACACGGGGUGAUUGCAGGCAGACGAGGCUUCGGCAGCAUCUUCGUGGUUGCCAGUGGCAAUGGAGGUCAAUACAACGACAACUGCAAUUACGACGGCUACGCCAACUCCAUAUACACCAUCACAGUCGGAGCAGUCGAUGAGAAAGGGAACAUGCCCUUCUAUGCUGAGGAGUGUGCGGCCAUGCUGGCUGUUACUUUCAGUAGCGGGGGGAACAUGCUGAGGAGCAUUGUGACGUCAGACUGGUCCAUGCAACAGGGGACGGGCUGUACCGAGGGCCACACCGGCACGUCUGCUGCAGCGCCCCUUGCGGCGGGAAUGGUGGCCCUCAUGCUGCAGGUCCGUCCCUGCCUCAGCUGGAGGGACGUGCAGCACAUCAUCGCCUUCACCGCCACCAGGUGUGACAGCAGUGCAGACUGGAAGGUGAAUGGAGCUGGUUUCCAUCACAGCCACAAGCACGGCUUCGGUCUGCUCAACGCAUGGAGACUUGUCAACGCUGCCAACGUGUGGGAGCCAGUGCCGUUCCUCGUGUCCUAUCAGAGCUCAGUAAUAAAAGAGGAAGCGUCCAUCCCGAUGAGUCCACAUGAGCUGGUUCGUACCUGGAAUGUCUCUGCUGCUGACCUGAGUCAGUCUGGAAUGGAGACGCUGGAGCAUGUGGCUGUUACCAUGACAAUAACCCACCCUUCCCGUGGCAACUUGGAGAUUCUGUUGAUCUGCCCCAGCGGUAUGAUCUCAGUCGUUGGGGCACGCCGUACCAUUGACAGAGACCCUACUGGCUACCAAGACUGGACUUUCUCCACUGUGCGCUGUUGGGGAGAGAGAGCUGAAGGCCAGUACACCCUCAAGAUAUCUGACCACAGAGAGCCGUCAUCUAAUCCGGAUGCCACUGUGGGAGUGUUGAAGCAGUGGAAGCUGACCCUGUAUGGCUCAUCUAUGACCUUCAGUGAGGUCAAGGACAGACAGAGGUUGGUGGAGGAGGCUAUGAGUGGCAAAUAUCUGGACAGCAACUUCUCUCUGCCCUGCCCCCCAGGCCUGGACAUCCCUCCAGAGAUCAUCAACCCCUUCACCUCUAACAACCUCAAGUUCCUUCUUUUGCUGGGCUGCUUUGCUCUCUUUUGGUCUCUUUAUUACAUGCUGGAGGUCACGCUGGCCCACCUGGACCUCAGGGGCCUUCUCUGCCUGCGUAGAAGACGGGGUCACCGGGCCAGGAGGGGCCACAGAGGGAGGGGAGUGGAGGAUGCAGUGGUAGAGGAAGAUGAGGAGGAUGAGGAGGAAGAGGAAGUGGACUCAGGGGUUGAGUUGCACGCAGUGCUGGACUAUGAGAACAAACCACUGUUUUUGAAUGGAGAGCGGCUGUUAACAUAGCACUGAACCAGACGAUGGACCUAAAAUCUCUUGCUGUCUGUGCUCAUUGGACAUCUCAGGCUUUAACCCUUUCCUCCCACCCUGCCCUGCCUCCUAUACUGCUUCUGACACCUGUCAGCAUUAACUGUGGUGAUGGGGCGUCACAGAAUGGACUGCAGAUUAACUUGACUGAGGAGUGGACUCUUUGUCCUUCUCUGCAUUCCUCAAACAUAUGGCCUUGUCUGAAAACAUAUGUUUUCUUUGAUUUUUUUAUUUUUUUAUUUUUUGCUGUGACAGGGUGUGGGUGUGGGUGUGGGCGUUGUACACCUGUCCCUCUGACAAAUGUCCUCAAAGGAAAGAAAAAUUAUGACAUUCCUCCAAAGUGAGGAUAUUUUGCCAGUCCUGGGGUCAAAAUUCCCAUUAAAACUAGGUUUAAGUGAGAGUAAUUGUCAGACAUGAACUGGAGAGGGACCUAAUCGAGUCGCAGUAUAACCGCAUGUUUGCGUGUGUGAAAGUGUUUGGACAGGCUUGUGUGUAUGUGAAAUGAGCUUACAGGUUGAUGGGAUACCCCUGAGGGGUCUUUAAACCAACAUGACGAUAUCAGAAAGGUACAAAUCUUCUGUCUAUUUGAGUGUGUGUCUGUAUGUGUGUUGUGAUGUUAGUGGGUGUGCUUGUAAUAUGCAAGAUCUUCCAUGAAAAAGUCCUCAAAUGAGAGGUUUUAGUGAGAGGGCACUGUAUUUUAAGAAUAAGAUUUAUUUUCUAAGGUGGUUUUUUGUUUUUACUUUUAAGCCUGGGACUAUUAUCUGAGGGUUAUGAUCCAACUACUGAAAAAACUUGAAGUGGAAUUUUCAAGUGUGGGAUUUGCAUAUGUAUUGUUUUUACACAAUCUGUGCCUGCUGUACAGAUAUAUACCAACUAUGUUUAAUGAUUUGUACAAAGUGUUUUUUAAGAAUGAAUUAAAGAGUUUAAUUUUUUAAUGCAAAGGAGUGGUUACACUGGAAACUGUGUUUUGCUGUGCAAGUCACAGGUGAUGUGAAUGAUAAUAAAUGACUGUUGACG
Molecule: messenger RNA, 3512 nt
Organism: Toxotes jaculatrix (banded archerfish)
Lineage: Eukaryota; Metazoa; Chordata; Actinopteri; Toxotidae
Gene: pcsk7
Product: proprotein convertase subtilisin/kexin type 7
Exons: 17
Coding region: 162-2474 (770 amino acids)
Biological process (GO): protein processing
Cellular component (GO): Golgi membrane; trans-Golgi network
Molecular function (GO): serine-type endopeptidase activity
Source: RefSeq, a predicted model, not a curated record